UGGUGUGCCCACCGAGGCGGAGGACGGGCUCUGCCUGCUUGGCCCCGAGGGACUUGUAUUUAUCAAAAUGAAACGAAGCAUGUCGAUUUUGAAUAUGGCUCUAGAGCCCAAGACGAGAAAAGGUCCUGCUGUCGAAGGAACUGCGUCAUCAGUAUUAAGACCAAGACCGAAACAAAGACCAGCAGCAGGGACUGCACGUAAAGAGCCUUCAAGGCUUGCAGGAUCUUCAUCGCCAGCAGAAAGCUCUUGCCCUUCAAUCAAUGAGAAUGACUUCAGGACGUUCCAGAAAGUAUUGGGUACGUAUCUGUGAUAUCUGAGGGCUAAUGCCCAAGAGGAUAUUUUCACUCAUAAUUUUUGCAAGCAACGUUUUGUCUGUAAUUUUUAUAUCUUACAGCUCUAAUUUGAAAUGAUAGGGAAACUUUCUUAAGUGAAGUAAAACAAUGAUGAAACCUAAGUUGUUCAAUACAUUUUAUUAUUGAUCAAGUUAAAUGAAACAAGAUUGGAUUAAUGUGCGAUUCACUAUGGUUUCAUUAAUUAUUUAUUUCACUUAUGAAUGGUUAAUCAUCACCAGCUCAGUGUCGCCUUCCAAAUUAAAGGCAGUUCUUCUCGUCCAAAACCACAACAAAGACAACCAUCAGCAUCCACAUUAAAAAGUGGUCCCAAAUUUGUUCGGGCUCAAACUUCCAUAGGAGAAGCUGCACCGCUCCCGCCUGUGACUGCUGAGGCUGUAGACUUCCCAGCAAAAGAAAUUGCAACAUCUCUGUGUGCUGAUAAAGAGCCAAAUAUUACAAAGGUAAAUUCUGAAAUCAUCAAUUCUGAGCACAGUUUGAACACUGCAAGGCGAGUGCUGUUCUCAAAGGAUACAGAUAAAGAAUUAGGUCUCAAACUUGUUCAGGCUCAAACUUCCAUAGGAGAAGCUGCACCGCUCCCACCUAGUGCUGAGACAGUAGACUUCCCAGCAAAAGAAAUUGAAACAUCUCUGUCUGCAGAUAAAGAGCCAAAUAUUACAAGUGCAAGCAUCCCAACAGGAGAAAUAGUUGCACAGCCUCUAACUGUAUUUGUUAAGGCUGCAAGCGCAACCAUCCCAACAACACAAGAUGCUGCACCGCUCCUACCUGUGAAUGCUGAGGCUGUAGACUUCCCAGCAAAAGAAAUUAAAACAUCUGUGUCUGCAGACAAAGAGCCAAAGACUAUUACAAGUGCAAGCAUCCCAACAGGAGAAAUAGUUGCCCAGCCUCUACUUGUAUGUUCUAAGGCUGCAAACGCAACCAUCCCAACACGACAAGAUGCUGCACCGCUCCUACCUAAGAGUGCUGAGGCUGUAGACUUCCCAGCAAAAGAAAUUGCAACAUCUGGGUCUGCACAUAAAGAGCCAAAGACUAUUACAAGUGCAAGCAUCCCGACAGGAGAAAUAGUUGCCCAGCCUAUACUUGUAUGUUUUAAGGAUGCAAGCGCAACCAUCCCAACACGACAAGAUGCCGCACCGCUCCUACCUGUGAGUGCUGAGGCUGUAGACUUCCCAGCAAAAGAAAUUGAAACAUCUGUGUCUGCACAUAAAGAGCCAAAGACUAUUACAAGUGCAAGCAUCCCGACAGGAGAAAUAGUUGCCCAGCCUAUACUUGUAUGUUUUAAGGAUGCAAGCGCAACCAUCCCAACACGACAAGAUGCCGCACCGCUCCUACCUGUGAGUGCUGAGGCUGUAGACUUCCCAGCAAAAGAAAUUGAAACAUCUGUGUCUGCACAUAAAGAGCCAAAGACUAUUACAAGUGCAAGCAUCCCGACAGGAGAAAUAGUUGCCCAGCCUAUACUUGUAUGUUUUAAGGAUGCAAGCGCAACCAUCCCAACACGACAAGAUGCCGCACCGCUCCUACCUGUGAGUGCUGAGGCUGUAGACUUCCCAGCAAAAGAAAUUGAAACAUCUGUGUCUGCACAUAAAGAGCCAAAUAUGAUAAAGGAAAAUUCUAAAAUCGUCAACUUUGAGCAAAGUUUGAACACUGCAAGGCGAGUGCUGUUCUCAAAGGAUACAGAUAAAGAAUUAGAUAGUGAUGUUUCUUCUUCAUUUAAUCUGCUCAAUGAGACUGAUGAGUUUAUUGCUAAGGAAGGUGAUGUUGCAGAUUUCAUACUCCCAGUAAUUGUUUUGCCUCCCUCAACAUUAGAAGAUGGAACAGAACAUGAAGUUCUCUGGGAAGAACCUCGUGACAGUCCUGAGAAAGCUGAUGCAUCUGACUUUAACUCACCCACAGUUGAUGAUAGUGAAUCUAACGCAGCUGAGAGUUCUUUUGUCACGCCACCACCUGGGCCCAGGAAAAGGAAGAGUAGGUCUGGAGGUUCCUCUGGUAGUCCUAAAAGAAAACGGUCAACAAAUGAACAUUUGUGGAAAUCCAACGUACGCAAGACAUUGAAAAACUCAGGACAAGCAUACACAUCCUCCAAAGGAAAAGAAAUCCCUGAAGUGCAAAUGAGGGGUCCCUGUGCCUGCCAAAUGGACUGCAGACACCGCUUGAAAGAAGAACAACGGCAUCAAGUCUUCAAAAAAUUUUGGGCGCUUGGUAAACAUGAGAGACAAUGGGAAUUUAUUCGUUUGAAUUCAACCAGUAAAGCAACAAAACCAAGGCGUGCUGGACAAAUUUUGAAGCGUAGUGUGAGCAGAGUGUACCAUUUUACAAUUAAUGGAGAGCAGGUGCCUAUUUGUAAGCAGAUGUUUAUGAGGACUCUUGCCAUAAGUGACAGCUGGAUAACUUCUGCUUACACACAUCUCAACCCGGAAAAGGGUAAUACGGUAUCACCUGACAAAAGAGGUGGAUACAAAAAACCCAAGGAUGGUUUAUUGAAUAAUAUAAAAGUGAAUAGUGUCAAAGAGCACAUCAAUCUAUUUCCGAGGGUGCCCUCUCAUUAUUGUAGGAAGAGGACAAAAAGAGAAUAUCUUGAAAAAGGACUCAGCAUUGAAAAAAUGGCCCGUUUAUACAAAACCUGGGCUGUGGAAAAAGAUAUUCCUACCAAUUGUAUUGCAUCAUCACGCCAAUACAGGGACAUACUGAAUGCUAAUUUUAACAUAGGAUUUUACAAACCCAAAAAAGAUCAGUGUGGUUUCUGUUCCAUAAUGAAGAAUAAGGGCAAUACUCGCCAGCUAAGAGAAAAGCGAAAAGAUGAAUGGGCUGCUCAUAUCAAGAACAAGAAAAAAGCCAGGGCACUUAAAACGAAAGAUAUUGAAGAGAGUCUAACUGACAAGAAAGUAGUUGCAUGCUCUUUUGACUUGCAAAAGCAGCUGUCCUGUCCUAAGUCUGAAGACGGGGAAUUUUAUUAUAAAACCAAGCUGAAAGUUUACAAUUUCACGGUUUUUAACAUGACUGAAAGACUAGGAGACAAUUUCCUCUGGCAUGAAGGUAUUGGAAAAAAAGGUUCUAGUGAAAUAUCCAGUGCUCUGCUGAUAUACAUCAAGAGACUUGUUCAAAAAGGAUACUCUGACGUAAGAUUCUGGUCCGAUAAUUGUGGCGGUCAGAAUAAAAAUAGGUUCUUGUUCGCCAUGUACUUGUAUGCUGCAGUGAAAUACGGCAUCAAAAUCACCCACAGGUACUUAGAAACCGGCCAUACACAAAUGGAAGCAGAUUCAAUUCAUGCACGAAUUGAAAAAGUUACUGAUAAGGAGGACAUAUACGACUUUGAUACUUGGGUGGAAUGGAUUGAAUCUGCCAAAGAAGAGUUGCCUAUGUAUACAGUACAUAAGUUGACCAAAGGCAAGAUAUUCUCAUUUGCAUCUCUGGUUGACAAGCAGAAUUGGGAUAAAGAUUUAACCCGCAAAGCAGUUACUUGGAAGAAAGUUAGGGAGUUCCAUGUAAAUGGGCAAGAAGGAAAUCUGGUCAGACUGAAGUAUGACUUUGAUGCUGAAUCAUAUGUGACACUUAGUCCCAACAAGCAAGGCCACCCUGUUAAUUUGAAAUCGUUUGAGCCUCCCCGGGCUUAUGAAUCCAGAAUCCCUCUAUCUGCUACUACUAUAGCACAUCUCACCUGGCUGUGUGACAAGAACUAUGUUCCCAUCCAGAAGCAAGGUUUCUUGAGAGAUGUUCUUGCUGAUGUUGAACCCGUUGAAGAAGAAGUGGUCUCAGAUAUUGACUACGACACUGCAGAGGAUGAGCCUGAUGAUCCAUGUCAAGAAAACGAACCUGAUCCACAACAGGGUGAACAAGAAAGCAGUGAAGAAGAAGACGGCAACUUGGAUGGUUAAAGAAGAGCUCUGGAUGUAUCGUCUUAAACGACUGAUCUUGAUUAGGAAAUUAGUUGUUUAUUUUUGUUAACAUAUUUUAAUCUUUUGAUUGAAUUUCUUUGUUCUUUUAUUUCUUAGAUUUUUUAAAUUCUAGUGUGACAUUAAGUGUUUUGUCUUAUCAGUGGGUAUUUUUAUGUGUUUUGAUAAUUCAAUCAUUGGAUAACUUUGAAGUUAUCUUAAUGUGUGAUCUGUUUAUUAUCAGUAUUUUGAUU
Molecule: messenger RNA, 4473 nt
Organism: Thrips palmi
Lineage: Eukaryota; Metazoa; Arthropoda; Insecta; Thysanoptera; Thripidae
Exons: 15
Coding region: 554-4222 (1222 amino acids)
Source: RefSeq, a predicted model, not a curated record